Molecule: messenger RNA, 1506 nt
Organism: Rattus norvegicus (Norway rat)
Lineage: Eukaryota; Metazoa; Chordata; Mammalia; Rodentia; Muridae
Source: RefSeq, a predicted model, not a curated record
GGGAACAGCCGCAGGCAGUGGCCUGGUCAGGAUUCAUGGGCGGUUUCCCAGCUGUUCGGACAGUGGAUCUCUGAGCCAAAGGACUACGCAGCAGACUUUUCUCAAAACAGUCACUUGCCUAUGAAGGUGCUAGUGAGUCCCCAAGCCACUCACAGCUCCACUGCUCCAGCGGAAUCCGAAGUGAGUUUGGCAAGUCUCUAGAGAGAGUGGAUGAGAUCUGAGAUCUGUAUUCGCACUGUAUCUGCCAGGACCAGACCUGUCGCCAGGGCCAUCGUGAUUCUCUUAGCCUUAAAGAAAAUGAGCGUCAAGAAGAAAGAUCUUAUCACUUUACAGGACCCUGAAGCCAAGUACCCGCUGCCCUUGAUUGAGAAAGAGCAAAUCAACCACAACACCAGAAGGUUCCGAUUUGGACUGCCCUCACCAGACCAUGUCCUAGGGCUUCCUGUAGGUAACUAUGUCCAUCUCUUGGCACAAAUUAACAAUGAAUUGGUGAUCAGGGCUUACACGCCUGUCUCCAGUGACGAUGAUCAAGGAUUUGUGGACUUAAUUAUAAAGAUCUACUUCAAAAAUGUGCACCCUAAGUAUCCUGAAGGAGGAAAGAUGACUCAGUACUUGGAGAAUAUGAAAAUUGGGGACACCAUUCUUUUUCGGGGGCCAACGGGGCGCCUGUUCUAUAAUGAGCCAGGGACCCUUUUAAUCAAAACAGACAAAACGAGUGAGCCUGAAAAAAAGCUGGUUCAUCACCUGGGGAUGAUUGCUGGAGGCACAGGCAUUACGCCCAUGCUACAGCUAAUUCGCCACAUCACCAAGGACACCAGCGAUGGGACCAGGAUGUCCCUCCUCUUUGCCAACCAGACAGAAGAGGAUAUCUUGCUGAGAAAGGAGCUAGAAGAAGUGGCCACAACGCAUCAGAACCAGUUCAGCCUGUGGUAUACCCUGGACAGGCCCCCCAGUGGUUGGGAGUACAGCUCAGGCUUCAUUACUGCAGACAUGAUCAAGGAGCACCUCCCUCCUCCUGGGGAGGCCACACUCAUCCUGGUAUGUGGCCCACCACCUCUGAUCCAGGAGGCAGCUCACCCCAGCCUGGAGCAGCUUGGCUACACCAAGGACAUGAUUUUUACCUACUAACACCUCCCACGAUACCUAGUGGGUCCCUGUGUCACAGAAACAGAAGUGGGCAAGAUGUGAAAAUCAGAGGCUUGCCAGAGAGGCUGUCUGUUCAUCUACCCACCCUUUACUCUGAGGCUCAUGCUGCUGAAAUGGAAAACUACAUAGGGUCUGUGUGACAGAUGUAACCUCUAGCCAGGGUAUGCGUGACACCCUGGCCGCUUCUAUGCUUCACAGAGGGAGAAGAGGCCAAAGGUAAUAGGGCCACAGGCAUCCUCUGACAGACGUUCAUCUCCUUGGUUGAAUCCUGAGUUACACGUACUUAAGCCAUGUAGUGGGUAUCACUCUACCUCCAGCUCCUAACAAAAUUAAAAAUGUUUCACACUUUCUAUAUAAAUA